AUGGCUCCGCGUUCUUCUCACUAUAAAGAAUUUAACAGAAGGAUUCGAAGAACAUUAAAUUAUGGUGAUCAAAGAAUUUUGUCAUUAACAUUACCUUUAUCAGAGAUGAUUGUUGAAUAUUUUUCAAAACACAAUACAUUUUAUAAACUACCUCUUGAAUUUGCUGUUAAUCUAUCACGGGAAUCAUGUCUUGAACCAUGUACAAUGAUUGUAUCAAUGAUUUAUUUAGAAAGAAUUCGCCUUUUACAUGAAGAUUAUUUUAAAACAACAUCACCUGCUGAAUUAUAUUUGUCAUGUCUAAUUGUUGCUAAUAAAUAUCUACAAGAUAGUGCAUGUAUUGAACAUAUUUACAAUUGGGAAUGGGCUAAUUUAGUUGAUAGAGAUAUAAAGGAUAUUAAUAAACUUGAAAUUGAUAUGCUUACGAAAAUGGAUUGGAAUAUUUUUAUAUCAAUAAAUGAAUUUCAGAAAACAAUGGAAUUGAUAGAGGAAUGGAUAGCAAAAUAUAAUGUCAAAAAUAAUAAAUUUGCAACAUAUACGGAUUUAUUGGUCCUUUCAAAAAGGUUAAAUGGUUGUUUAGAUAAUUUUAGAGAAUUCUUCAAAUACAUAUCAAUUUUUACAACGGCUUAUGUGGCAAGUGUCAUUGUUCUUACUGCAACGACAUCUGUACUAAAACCAUUAAUUGAAGAAAAUAAUAAUUCUAUUAUAGUAUUUAAAAGAGCUGCAAAUGUCAAUGUUGAUGUCCCACAAAAAUCAGGUAUUGAAAAUGGAAUUGGUAAAAUAAAUUCGGAAAAUAUUACUUUUGAAAAUUCUUUUGAUAUGUUUGUUGAUGAAGAUUAUAGUGAGCGUUUUGAAUAUCCAAGAGAUAUUGUUAACGAUAUAAAUACAUAUGAAGAUUACUUUAGAGAUCAGAUACUUAAGAAAAGAAUAAUGCUUAUUGUUUUUAUCUCCCACAUUUUUUGA
Strongyloides ratti is the source of this 960-nucleotide messenger RNA. RefSeq names its product Protein CNPPD1. Bases 1 to 960 code for a protein of 319 amino acids. Gene Ontology annotation, cellular component: cyclin-dependent protein kinase holoenzyme complex; nucleus. Gene Ontology annotation, biological process: regulation of cyclin-dependent protein serine/threonine kinase activity. The transcript has 2 exons. Gene Ontology annotation, molecular function: cyclin-dependent protein serine/threonine kinase regulator activity; protein kinase binding. The record is from RefSeq and is a predicted model, not a curated record. Lineage: Eukaryota; Metazoa; Nematoda; Chromadorea; Rhabditida; Strongyloididae.